AAGAAAGAAAAGGAAAAUAUAUAGAGGGGAGACUGCAUCUUCCAACUGUGCUCACAUCAGCAUCUCUAAGACACAUCCCUGCGGCAGAGCCAUUCACCGAUGGAGAGAGAGAAGGAGAAAGAUCAGAAAGAAGAAUAAACAGAAUUAUGAGAUGAGGAAGAGAAGAAUUGAUAAGGCAGCUGGGACAAAGAAAAGGAUAGACACAGAAAGGAGAGACAGGAUGUGAGAGAAAAGGACAUAGGGAAAUAUAACACAAGGGACUGAUACAAAUUGCUGGCUGGUGUGUGCAGUGUUUAAAUAGAAGAGAGGGAUAGUGAGAAGCAGAGAGAAGGAGGGAGGGAGCUGAAUGCAGUGGUGAUGUGAGGAGGGGUGUCAGCAGAGAGACGUAUGUGAGUAGAAUAAGGCACUAAGAUAAGAGGGUACCAGAUACACAAGCAGGGGAGUGCGAAUGGACCAUUGCUGACUGGUUGUUCUCUGCAUAGCAAGGCCAGAAAAAGGAAAGUCAGUAAAAAAACAGGAAGAGGGAAACAGGAGGUGUAUAAAAGAGCACAGGUGGGUUAAAAAGAAAGAGAGGGCAAUAAUGUGAUAAGGGAUGCAAAUUAAUGGCUUAGUAUCAAGGAAACCAGAAACAGCAAUAAAGAGGAUGGAAUGAAAUAAAAUACAUACAGAAGAAGAAAAGAGAAAACACAGACAAAGAGAUAAUGGGUGAGAGAGAGAGAGAGCGAUAAUAUCGGGAGGUUAAAAAAAGAGGGAAGAAAAGUACGUGCCAUAGAAAUAAGAGGUAGAAGGGAAAAGAAUUGAAGCAUAGGAAAUAGACAGAGGGAGCUAGAGAGGGAGAGAGCGAUGGUUAAGCCUGCAGACAGACAGAGGUGAUGUAAAUACCUGGAGGGGGGAGCAAGGGAGCGAAGAAAGAGGAAGGAAAGAGAGAGCACAAGCUCCUGCUGCAGAAUGAUGGGGAACUCACCGCACAAACAGAGAAGCAAGAAGCAUCACAGAAUGCAGCCGGCAACAGCUGCCUCUUCUGUGGACCAUUCCAAGUUGAGCAACUGGCAGCAGCAGCCUGUAAAUGUGUUCCUGUCUUCUAAACGACCUCCCUGUGUAGAAGAGCUUCAUCAGGAAGCUGAACUCAACCUGCAGAGUCUUCUUCAAGCUGACUGUUUUGCAGAGGAAUUUGAAGAUCGUUAUUUAGAUACUAAAGUCACAGGACAGACAUUUCGCUAUUCUGCUCUUUCACAAUCUGCAACGCUUACUCCAGAAACUCCCACAAGAAGUACCCCCAAGCGCCUUGAAUUUGUCUACCUGCCUGCCAAUCGGAGAGUGAGUGAAGAUGAAACUACCACAGUAGGGGUGAGACCUCGGGAGACGUGUUUGAGUCUACCUACUACUCCAGAUAAGCAAGUUGCCUGGAUUAAAGCUUUCCCUUUUCCUAUACCCGAAGAGAGACGGUGGCACCAGUCUAACUCCAUACAGACCAACAUUGUUCCCAUAAAUGUAUCCGGAGAACUUUUUGAUAAGCACGCCACCUCCCACCACUCCUUGUUCAACACAGAGACCGCAGUAAACCCCAAAACCACUCUCAGGCGUAGAAGAACAAUAAUUGGUUUCUCCCAUCACCAAAAUCAAGAUCAAGAAGAGCGCCGGACAUCAGCAGCUUCUGAUUCAGCCACCAAAAAGACCACAUCAGGUAAUGUCAAUGGCAUGACAAGCAGUGAACCACCUCCUGUUCCACCAGAUUCUCCCCCUGCUAAGUCAGAAUCAUCACAUGGGAGGCACCCAGGAGGCAGAGCAGCUACACCUCAUCCUCAGCAACUGCCACUAAGAAAGACGUUCAGUGAUCUUGGUCACAUAUUGCAAUCACCAAACAGUAUGGACAGUACAAGUGUAAUGUAUUCUAGCCCUCCAUGUAAUGGGGCCAAGGACGCUGCUGCUACCACCUGGCAGGGAAGUUCUUUCAACUAUAUGACCCCAUCUAGCCCAGUAAAAAACCAGCAGGCCCAUGCCAGUGAACAUACAAAAGGUUCCACCUUGACCAUGGCAUUCCCUGGAGUUUGUAAAGGUGGAGGCUCUUUGAAAAUAGCAAAAGACAAUAUGGCGAGGAGCAAUGGAGGGAACGCCUGUUCUAGUGCAACACUCCCACCAUCACAUGUUGAACAUUCAAAGGGAGAGAAGUCUAAAACUGUUUUCUGCCCUAGUCAACCUGGAUCAAGUCACACAAGUAGCUCAUCAACCUUACCAACACCUUCCAGUGAGUGCACAUUCCGAGAAAGAUCACUUUCAAUGCCAACGGAUUCUGGUUCCAUGUCCUCAGUGGACAUCACCUACACAGAGAACAGAAGAGGAAGUGGGGAUUAUGCCCUAAACUAUCCCAGUGGGAGUUCUGAGGAAAGCACAAGCACAGAAAAUGUUUCUGCUGGAGCUGAUCAAGAAAAUCAGGAGAGGAGGAGAUCACGAAGCAUUUCCUUGAGAAAGCCAAAGAAAAAACCUUCUCCUCCUGCACGCAGUGUUUCCUUAAUAAAAGACACAUCUACUCAGAAACUGCAGCCGGUAGCCACCAUGCCUAAGGAUCAAAGGCCUAAAAGCCUCUGCAUUGCAUUUGAUAGUCAAGGACAUAGUUAUAUUCAAACAUCAAUGCAGGGUAACGCGACUAUGCCAACAUCAAAAAGCAUGCUUUUUACUCAGAACUGGAAUUUUAAUGAUUGCAAAUCUAACAACUUGCACAGGACAUUGUCUGGCUCCAGUACAGCAACAGGUACUACUGUGAUAGAGUGCAAAAAGGUGCAGGGAAGCUCAGAGUCAUUAACAUCUCUGUCCAAUUCAAGGGCCACAACUCCCUCCCAAGUUUCUAUUGAGACAGAUUCAAAGCUGUCAUCACCUGGUAAACCUCAAUGUUUGAUGUCCCCAUCUAGUGGCUACUCCAGCCAGUCUGAGACUCCAACUGCAAUUCCAUCCUCAUUCAUUUUAGGGCACUCUCCUUACCAGAGCAAUAAGGUAAGGCCUAUGGUGCCUGAAAGAAAAUCGUCUCUUCCAGCUGUUUCACCAAUUGAUAGAAGUCCUAAUAUUUGUCAGUCUUUUGAUUUACCACUAAUCCCACCAGCUCAUCUGGAUCUUACUGGCAUAAGAAAGUCUUCAAAGAAUAAGAUGAGGACUAGUAGGAACCAUUUUGAGUCAACUUUCAGCACUAAAAGUCAGAGUCAGAAAACAAGUCCAGUGCAGCCCAUAAUGCCAAUGGUCACUCAGUCAGACCUAAGGUCAAUUCGUCUUAGAUCUAUUAGCAAGUCAGAGACAGAAGACAACUUGGAUAUUGUAGAUCACAUUGAUGAAUUGACAGAUGAAGCUUUCCCAUUGCCAGAAAAAAAGACAAAGCCACCAGUAGCAGAAAAACCCCCAAUGUCUAGAAGACCAAACAGCCUUUCUUACAGAUCUUCUGCAAACAUGCCAGAGUCCCCUGUAGUGUCACCAACUUCACCUGGAAAAUAUUUUCGAGACCAAGUAUCUCCUCAGGAUGCCUACAUGGUUAUUGGGACUAUCCGGCACAAGAAAACUUAUGAUAAUGAAAUUCGUGUGGAGACGCCACCGUCAUUAGACUCAUCUCCACCUUCAGAGAGUUACUUUCACACAGUGUCAUCAGAGGUUCUAAGCUUCUCACAGAGCAGUGCUGAUGAAGAUGAGCCUUCCAGAGGAAAGCAAUUUCCAGAAAAAAUGAUGCUUCAAAACUUGAUGUAUAUAGAUAAAAAGAGAGUAAAGGUCCCACCACCUAUUCCAAAAAAGCCCAGUGUGUUGCAUCUGCCAGUUGCCAGUCCACCACCACCAAGCCAAAUGAUGUCAUCUUCAUCUGAACAACGGUUAUCCCCAAUUGUCACUAUGGGUUCUGGGGCCAGCUCAUUUCCCGAUAUUAUUGAGUUUCAGAAAUAUAGUGCUGAAGAAUUCAUUCAUGCUGCCAAACCAGAUCUUGUAUCUGUUGAUAACUUUCAAGGAUAUCACACAGAUGUAGGAGGAGAGAACAAAUGUGUAUCAAGCAAGACAGCAGACUCCAUCAUUGAAGAUGAUGAUGAGGUGUUUGUGAGUUCAAGGACCACAGAAGACCUAUUUACAGUCAUUCACAGAUCUAAAAGGAAGUUAUUGGGCUGGAAAGACUCUGGAGACUCCUUUGGUAGCAGACAAAGCUCAGUGUCACCAGUUAAAAAUUCAUCAAGCUCCACAAAUAGUGACUUUACAAGUGGAACCAUGAGCAUUAGCCGGACUACCAGCAAAAAUGAAGACUUUAAAGCUCUUCUCCAAAGGAAGGGCAGCAAGAGCAGCUUGGGGUCCCGCCCAUCAGCUGCAGAACUUUUAAAGACCACCAAUCCAUUGGCACGGAGAGUGAUGACUGAGUUUGCCCCAGAAAUUGAGAAAAGUGGCAGCACAAAAACUUUGCCUUGAAGAUCAAGUUUUUUUCAGUAGUUUUAAGAGAAAAAAAUUGAGUUUAAUAUUACACAUAAAAAAUCUUUGCUAAAGCUGUAUUUCAAUGAAUCAUCAGGCAAUGACACACCAUAUCUAAGCAUCAGUCAUUGCAAUCUGCAUGAAAUGGGAAACACUCUCUUUUCUCAACUGGACAUUUUAAGAAAUAAUUUCUUUGAAGAACUUGUUCAUAUGUUAAAUAAUCUUCAUCUUCUGUUAAAGUAACCUAGAAUGUUCUGAAAGUGCUGGCUUGAAAUCAUGCUGUGCCAAACUUAGCCUGGUAUCCUAAGUGUAGUAAUAAUGUGACAUUUACCACAUCUUUUUCCUGGAAUGUACAGGAGAUACUGCAUGUACCCCAGAAACCGUUUCUCAAUUACUACGAACUUUGCAUUUUGUAGUAUACAGUAUAUUUAAUUUUAUAUUCCUGUUUUCCCAGCCAAGUAGGGAGAAUUGAGAAAAGCUUCAGCUCCAGCCUUGGAAUAUUCUUUCUGUACCAGUCUAAGUGGCAGAGUAAUCCUUUAGCUUAAAAUGCAACCUGCUUAACAUGAACGUGCCACCAGUGAUAUUCACAUAGACCAAAUGUAUGUGAACAUUUUCAAUUUGUUUGAAUUACCGAUACUUGAUAUAAGGCUACGUGAUUGGUGUAUAACGUAUUAUACCUAAAAACAUUACAGAUCUUGUAAAUUAUAAGGAAUCUUGUUGGACCCUAAUAAGACUUAAACAGAAGAAGGCAGUUUGCACUUUGUAACAAGCGCUAGUUCUCUUCUCUCAUGGGAUAGGACCUUGUACAUAUGUAUUUAUAUGCCCUAGAAUAAGAAAAAUAACAUUUCAAUUUUACUUGCCCUGUAAAUGUUAGAACAAGACAUUUCUAAAUGGGUCAGCUUCUAUUCUAGGUUUAGUGACCUUGUAACCUAACACAAUCAUGUACUGGCAAAUACUAGCAAACUUUAAUAAUUGUCACAAUUUCUCCAACAUUUAACAUCAUUUUAGAGUAAUCAUUUCAUUUAUUUACUUUCACAGUUUGUACAACUGUUAUCUUGGUGAUCUACAUGUGCCAGCUACUUCUGUAAUAUUACCUCUCAUAAAGGUGUAUUUCAGUGCAUAUACUCACUUAGGGUAUGACUUAAAUAUGAGUUGUGACUGGAGUGUGUACAAUACAACCUUAAAAAGCCUUUACAGAGCUAUCUACCACAAUGGCAGUAUGUAUAUUACAUCAUCUGUGAAUUGACAAUCAAGAGUUUAAGGUAAAGUUCUGGUGACCUUGUAAUCAUAAGUUAGUACAUGUAGUGCAUAUAAGUAGGACGUCAUGUUCAUUCAAGUGACCCAUGCACAACACAUACUGUAUGAAUUAUAUAGUAAUCAAUUGUGAGGAAACAACACAGACUGUUUGCAAUCCCUCUACUGAUAGAUGCCAAUUAGGUGUGAAUUCACAUGUACAAAUGGAAUCCCUGAAAUGGAACCCAUAUACUGUAGUUCUGCUAGUUUUGGGAAGGAGGAGAUGUUAGUUUAAUACUCAUUUAUGGGUAGAAUUUGGCCUUGACAGAGAGGCUGACAUCAGAUAUACUGUACCUCCUAGCAAAUUCUUUUGAAGCAAUGGCCUUACAUUACUGCACAGUAGUUUAAUGGCACUUUGUUGUCCAUUGAAAGGAAUGGCAGCCACCUACCAAAUAUCUUUGAUGUUAAGUUAAAUCAUAAGAACCUUACUAAUAACACCACGACUCCGCUGUAAAAAUGAACACUGUACACAUAGCUGUGGAUUAAAGACCAUCCUAUCAUACUAACGUUUGUGUCAAUCCACAUCCUUGUACAGUAAUGUAUCUUAUAAAUAUAUAUACAUUAUAAAUAUACAUAUAUAUAUAUAUAUAUAUAUAUAUACAUAUAUGUAUAUAUAUAUAUAUAUAUAUAUCUGGAUGAUGUAGCUUUGACAUGCUAAUUUGAAUUUAUAUUGUAAACAUCGGAGCUUUGUGCUAUGAUGAUGGUUUCUAUCUGCUGUUUUUGUCAUUGUUUUUCCAUCACGGUCAGUAGUCCCCAGCCUUGUAAGGAAUGAACCUUUUCUUUGCAAGGGUCAGUUCCAUAUUCCAGGACUGCUUCUCAAUAUUUGAUGAUGACCAGAACGUGUGUAUAACUUCAAAUGUAUUGACCCAUAUUGCCUUUUAUUUUGCAUCCAGGUAAUAAAAAUGUACUGGUUUACUAAAAAUA
Pseudophryne corroboree (corroboree frog) is the source of this 6636-nucleotide messenger RNA. It is a transcript of the gene NHSL2, whose product is annotated as NHS like 2. Bases 949 to 4419 code for a protein of 1156 amino acids. The transcript has 8 exons. NCBI's taxonomy places the organism in Eukaryota, Metazoa, Chordata, Amphibia, Anura, Myobatrachidae. The record is from RefSeq and is a predicted model, not a curated record. Gene Ontology annotation, biological process: cell differentiation.